AUGAAUCUGUCAGCCACGUCUGCUGUACGAAGAAACUCAUUAUUUUCAAACCCCUAGGGAUCAUCCCAUGAUGGAUCUAUCCCUUCUCAAGAUGAUAACGAUUAGAAUUCUUAUGAUUCAAUACAUUAGCAAAAAGAUAGAAUUAGAGAUUAAGAACCAAAUGAUUAAAAUUCUUUGUCUAAUUCUAGACUGGUUGUGGCAGAGGACAAUAUUGGGAGUGAUCUACUCGUAAACUAUAAGGAAAGUAUGCCUGAGCAUCUUAAAGAAAACUAUUACUACUAGAAAUAAAAGAGUUAUGAAUAGUACAAUCCAGAUAUAGAUCAAAGGACUUUGAGAGUACUAAAAUCAGGAGGGUUUUGCUCUUAGUUGAUGACGAACCUAACAUACCUACUUAAUGAUAUGAGGAAAAGAGACAGGCAGUUCCAAAUCGGAUUGAUCUCAGUAUUCAUGGUGGUUGCCUUUACCACUCUUUUAACUGCCUUUGUGAACAGUACCCCAUCACUAUUCUUUAUGGUUGCUCAGUCCAAUUCAGGAGAUUUUGAUAUCACUCUCACUGCUCUCGCUUAAGACAGUCAGUAUGAAUCUGGCAACACUAACUUCUACCUCGAUUCUGCUAAAAUGUUUGAAAAAUCUGGUGUCUCUGACUAAUACAGCGAUUCUUAACCAAGAUAGUAUACAGUUGCCUCAAUGAUAGGGGGGUAAUAGCUGCCCUUACUUAAUCUCACUGCAAUAAACAGAGAGAUAAAAGAUAUUAGUGAGAUUGACGGAGCCUAUCCAAGAUGGAUAGCCUUAGCCUAGGUUGCUUGUCCAAAAAGCCCCGAACUCGGUGACACUGGUUCAUUCAUUGCCUAUGGAGAUUAAAAGCUAGAAAGAGACCUAGGUGUGUCUAAUGGGUUCCCUACUAAUCUCAUGGGAAAGGACGACGCCAUUGUUUCAAGAGAUUUACUUGAUAUUUUUGGAAUUGAAGUUGGAGAUCAGAUUCUAAUAAAAUAUGAAUUCUUAAGCUUUUUACCAGCUAGGUAUGACAUUUUCUCAACUAUUAUCUUUGAUCAAAUUCCUGAGGACCUCAACAAAUAGAACCUAACUAGAGGAUAACUCUUCUUGCAGACACUCAACUUGAAGCCAGACAUUAAAUUCUCAGAGUUUAGAGCCUAUGUUAAUAGAACAUAGGGACCCUAGACAUAUAUACUGGUUACUAAUACUGCACUUUUACUUGGGUACAAUGAUAACACCCCUAUUUCAGUAAUACUUGAGGACUUUUUCAGAUAGGUUUAAAGAGAAGACUUUAUUCUUCAAAAGAAUUAUACUGUUAUAGCUGAAGUGACCAAUACCUUUGGUAAGUGGCCAAGAGCUUUUGGAAAUGCUGUCUUUAUGGACUCAAACUACCUUUUUGAAAACUUCAUAGAGAUGCUUUAUAAAAAUACAGUUAGGCUUUCUGAAAGAAAUGGUUAUAGCAUGAAUAUGCUAAUCAGAACUGAAGAUAUCUUUGCCUAUCUUAAGGACUUCCUACAGAAUUAAACAAUAAGUGAGUAUGCAAUGACUGUGAAUAUGCAGAUCAAAGAUAGAAUGAUGAAGUAUAACUAAGAUGGUGGCACUGAGAUCAUGGAUUCUAUUAUCUUAGCCUAUCAAAAGUAAACUCUAUUUGAGACUAGUUCAGGCAUUCUAAGUAUUCAAGAAAAGACAAAGAAUAUAUCGAUGAUGAAAGCUAUGCUUACAGCUCUAUUCAUCAAUAUCAUUUUCUUUAUCUUCGUUCUAGCUUUUAUCCUUAAUCAAUCUCUUGUCCAAUCGGAUGUUGAGGAAAGGACAUAUGAAUUUGCGAUGUUGAGGACUUUGGGAUAUUAGAAAAGAUAGCUGGUACAAUUGCUCUCUUUCCAAACUUUGUUCUUUUCAGUUCCAGGCUCAAUCAUCGGCUUCAUAGUGAUGAUCCUUGCUCUUAUUCCGUUGAUAUCUAAUUUUCUGCCUGUUAGAUAAGCAAUGGCUAAAUCAUUAAGAGAUUCAUUAGAUGUCUACAGAAAAUCAAUUGAUGAUAUAACUGUUACGAUGACUAAGAUUGAAAAUAUGGGAAUCUCACCAAUGCAGAUGCUCAUUGGAAUAACUUUAACCAUUUUUGGGUUCGUAGUAUACUACUUUAUCCCUUAGUCAAUCAUGAAUAUGAAUUACGAUCUGUUUUUCUUGCUUAUUCUCUCAGUUCUGUUCACAAUGGUCAUUGGCAUGUCCUUAAUAAGUCAAUCCUUUGUCAGUCCAAUAGAGAGAUUUGUUAUUGCUCUAAUAAUUUUCUGCAAACCAGGGGAUAGGAAACUUAAAGCAAUCUUGUACAAAAAUUUAAGAUCGCAUAAGAUCAGAAACAUGAAAACAUCCUUGAUGUUCACAAUGACAAUCUGCUUCCUAAUGUACUCGAGCACCAGUUUUGCUGAGUUGGAGUAUAUGAUGUUUUCACUUACUGGAGCUAUUAUUGGAGCUGAUAUCGCUUUGUUUAGAUCUACUUCAAUCGGAGGUUAAACUGUAAACGAAAUCUUGGUUAGUCCAGAGGGUUCAGACUUGAAAAUAAAACUAGGUGUUAAAGGCCAGCAAAAUUUCAAAGUAAAGGUUUAUGGUAUGCCUCGUGAUCAUCUUGAGAUUUAAACUACUGAGUAUUUCUACCCCACCUAAGUAUGGGAUGGUUACUCAGUCAUGAACAAAACCUAUCAAUCAAAUGAAGCAAUGCACCUUAUGUAUGACCUUGGAAAUUACAGUAUAGUAAACCAAUAUGAAGACUCUUUACAAAUAAGAAGUAACAUCGAUAGUUCUUAAAGAGAACAAUUCAAGGUAGAUGACACCAUCAUAAAUGUUAUUAUCCCAGAGGCAUUUGUUGGUAUUUUACCCAUCAAAGCAGGUGAGGAGAUGGAGCUAUGCAUGAAUGACGACUGUAAACUAUCUUUCAGAGCAAGAGUAGUAGCAACAAUCAGAAGAAUUCCCGGUCUAUUCGAUGUCUCAGGCUAUACUCCAACUGUAUAUAUGUCACCAGGAGUCGUCAUAUCUUAUGAUCAAAUGAAUGUAAUGAUUAAUGAAUACAUUUCAAGAAAUCCUGAAGCUAAAACAUAGUAUGAAAGCUAUAUGGCCUCAUAACCAACUUAGACUUCCUACAAUAUACCAAAGAAAUCAGUGUACGUUAAAAUCAGAGAAGAUGCUGAAACCAAGGAUAUCAACAAAAUCAAGAAUAGCAUGGUAAAGAUUGCUGGAGAGACUAAUGUAUUUGCCUUUGAUGUCAGAUAGUUUAACAAGAGUUUGAAAGAGUACAUGGUGAUUAUGUAUCUAAUGAGCAACAUUAUUGCUACUAUACUUUUUAUAUUGACAUUCUUCCAAUUGAUUGUUUCUAUUUCAAGUAACAUCAGAGACGAUGAAUGGGAACUUGGAGUACUAAGAGCGAUUGGAUUGUAGAAAUCAGACAUAGUAAAGUUGACAUUAUACGAGUCAAUAGCCAAUAUGUUCACAUCAAGCGUCCUUGGAUUUAUUAUCGGUAUCAUUAGUGCUACAGCCAUGGCAGCUUUAUUCCUAGCCAUCGUUGAAUUGCCUUUGAACUUGAUUUUGUCCUUCCAAUCAAUAAUAUUGAUGCUAUUUAUGACAAUGUUCACUAUAAUAGUGGGCACAUAUCUCGGAACUAAGCAAAUAAAUAGCAAGUCAAUAACUUCUGUGCUUAAAGGCGUUUGA
Molecule: messenger RNA, 3687 nt
Organism: Stylonychia lemnae
Lineage: Eukaryota; Ciliophora; Spirotrichea; Sporadotrichida; Oxytrichidae
Source: the annotation of a GenBank genome assembly